Drosophila sulfurigaster albostrigata is the source of this 1583-nucleotide messenger RNA. RefSeq names its product protein lifeguard 1 (gene Nmda1). NCBI's taxonomy places the organism in Eukaryota, Metazoa, Arthropoda, Insecta, Diptera, Drosophilidae. The record is from RefSeq and is a predicted model, not a curated record. The transcript has 6 exons. Gene Ontology annotation, cellular component: membrane. Bases 365 to 1363 code for a protein of 332 amino acids.
AUAAAAAUAUUUUCUUUAAAUUUAUUGCAUACAAUUUGAAAUAAACUGCGUACCAGGCGUAUAACGAUAUAUCGUCUGCCGACCGCCAAAUUAUAUCGAUGGCAUAUUACAUCUCCAAGAAAGAGACACAGAGUUCCAGAAAAGUCACUUGGUGAAGGGAGAAAAAUAAUUGUUUGUUUUGUGUUUUUGUGCACUCCAGAAGGUAAAUUACCAUUUAUAGUGUUUGUUGGGUUACCGAAAACUAUAAGCUAAGGACAACGAAAUGCACGUCAAAUACUUAUUCAGUGGUCUCUUGUAGCUAUCUGUAGGAGCAGAUUGUUCAGUUCAGUUGAGCUUAAGAGACAAAAUCAACAACAGCAACAAUAUGUCGUGGCAAAGUGUCCCUCAAUAUCCUCAAUAUCAAGAUCCCAAUCAGCAGUACAACUAUGGCGGCGGCUAUCCACCGCAAGGGGGCGGCUACCCGCCGCAAGGUGGCGGUUAUCCACCACAAGGAGGCUAUGGCGGCGGCCCACCGCAAGGCUAUCCGCCCUAUGGCCAGGGCGGCGGUCAAGCCUAUCCACAAGGAGGUUACGGCCAGGAUCCGUAUGGUCAAGGCCCUCCACCCGGUGGCUAUGCACCUCAGCCCGGCUUCGUUCAACCACCUCCAUCGGCUGGCUAUGGGGCAUACGAUGAUCCCGAGCAACCAAAGAACUUUUCAUUCGACGAUCAGAGUAUUCGACGUGGUUUCAUACGCAAAGUUUAUAUUAUUCUAAUGGGUCAACUGGUCGUUACUUUUGGAGCUGUGGCGCUGUUCGUUUUUCACGAAGGAACUAGAAGAUUCGCUGCUAAAAAUUCAUGGCUGUUUUGGGUUGCUCUUGCUGUCUUGCUUGUGACAAUGAUUUGCAUGGCUUGCUGCGAGAGUGUGCGACGCCAAACACCGACGAACUUUAUAUUCUUAGGGUUAUUCACAAUAGCGCAAUCAUUCCUUUUAGGCGUUUCAGCCAGUCGCUAUGCUCCAACAGAGGUACUAAUGGCAGUGGGAAUAACGGCUGCUGUUUGUCUCGCCUUGACGCUCUUUGCAAUGCAAACAAAGGUGGACUUCACCAUGAUGGGCGGCAUAUUGCUGGCUUGCAUGGUCGUCUUUAUGAUCUUUGGAAUCGUUGCCAUCUUCUUCAAGGGCAAAAUCAUAACGCUUGUCUAUGCAUCGUUUGGGGCCUUGCUGUUCUCCGUGUAUCUCAUAUACGAUACGCAGUUGAUGAUGGGCGGCGAUCACAAGUAUUCCAUUAGUCCCGAGGAGUACAUCUUUGCUGCUCUGAAUCUCUACUUGGAUGUGGUCAACAUCUUCAUAUACAUUCUAACAAUUAUUGGGGCUUCGCGGGACUAAACCCGCGCCCAAAGACCCAUAUAUACGUUUAUUUAAUAGCAAAAAUCGAAAUCGAAAAUCAGAAAGAAUCCAGCUUAUUAAUAUUGCUCUUUACUCAAGUUAAACAUGUAUUACUCAUAAUCACUUAAUCUCAAUUACGAGCCGAAGAAAGCGUUUACGGUGUAUUGUGUACUAGCUAGAGAUUCUUUGUUGAUAAUAACAAUUAUCAUUAUUUAGUACA